Molecule: messenger RNA, 1105 nt
Organism: Rubroshorea leprosula
Lineage: Eukaryota; Viridiplantae; Streptophyta; Magnoliopsida; Malvales; Dipterocarpaceae
Source: the annotation of a GenBank genome assembly
GUAGGGACUAAAUCAGGGAUUUUUUUAGUUUAAGGACCAAAUCGGAGGUCCGUACAAUAGUUCAGGGACCAAAAAAAAGUUUUAACCUAAAUUUUAAUGAUCAAUUGGAGUUUCUUUGGACUCGCAUUGACAAGACAGCCUUGAUGAAUGACAGGCAGCUCCGUUGAGGACUCCCACGCAAGCGCAAACUCUCGCACGUGCUACAAGUCUGCCCGGACCCGCCGAGGAAGCCCGACUCGCUUCCCACCAAGAAGGAUCGAGUGAAAUCGGGUAUAACCGAAUUUCGGAUCCGAGUCAUUCUCUCGGAUCCAAUAGUCAACAAAAUAAUUGCCAGAGUAAUAACGGUGACCUGCAAAGUUCAAAACAAGAAUGGGCCAAUAAUAAUAAGCUCAUGAUAUGCCAAAAGCGAACCCAAUAGAAACCAUUAGGCCCAUACCUAAGGCUUAAGCCUAACUCAUAAUUUUUUUUUCCUUUUUAUUCCAGUACCACACAUUUAUUUUUUUAUAUACAUGUGGAUUUUUUAUUUUUAGGUUGCGUGAACGACAAUCCUUGUUGAUCUUUUAACUCAGCAUACUUUUUCUUCCUUCUAUUAAAAAAAGAAAUUAGCACUAAAGUGGUUGACAUGAGAAAAAAGUUUUAUAAAAUAUCUUUCAAAAUAUUAUAUUUUUAAUUAAUAUUUUUUUUAAAUAAAUAAAGUUAAAUAUUAAUUUUGAGUCCCUCAACUUUAUAAUAUUGCAUAAUUUUAGUCUUUCAAUUUUUUUUUUAUCUCUCAAUUUUAAAACCUACACAAUUUUAAUCCUUCCGUUAAAUAAAACUAUUAACUCAAUCCACGUUGCAUUUUUUAAAUCUUUUCUAAUAAUAUUGAUGAUACAACUUAAAAAGGAUGCUAUUAUGGACAGGACUUUAUGUCAUGUUAUAUUUUUGCAAAUCAAAGACGCCAAAAGCUGGUCAAAUGGAUCCCACAUUACACUACAAAGAUUAAAUAAAGGGGUAAAAUAUCUGUGAACUCUAUAAUGCUCUCUCAUCUCCACUACAUCCGUAAAACCGAUCUUAACCCAUUUCUUUUUCUUCUUUUUUCUCAGUGAAACCUUAGGAGAUCCAAAUG